UAGGAAGGAUGGAGCCGUGGAAAAUAAGGAAAGAUGAAUAGGAGGGCUGAUUUUCGAGAGCCGGACACAGAAGUUCCAAGACCAAUUCCCCACAUAGGGGCUGAUUACAUUCCAACUGAGGAAGAAAGAGUCUUCGCAGAAUGCAAUAAUGAAAGCUUCUGGUUCAGAUCUGUGCCUUUGGCUGCCACAAGUAUGUUGAUUACUCAAGGAUUAAUUAGUAAAGGAAUCCUUUCAAGUCAUCCCAAAUAUGGUUCCAUCCCUAAACUUAUAUUUGCCUGUAUCAUGGGAUACUUUGCUGGAAAACUUUCUUAUGUGAAAACUUGCCAAAAGAAAUUUAAGAAUCUUGAAAAUUCCCCUCUUGGAGAAUCUUUACGAUCAGGACAAGCAUGGCGAUCUGCACCACCUGGGCAUUAUUCUCAAAAGUCAAAAUAUGCCACAAAUAUGAGUGGUCAGCCUUCUGUUGUGCCAUCUCCAGCAGCAGACCACAUAGAAAAGGAGAUGCUUCCUCCUUAUGAGCCCAUUCCAUUCAGUGCUUCUAUGAAUGAAUCCACUCCUACUGGUAUUAUUGAUCAUAUUGCCCAAGGACCUGAGCCCACCUCAGAAGAAAGUCCCAAAAGAAAAAAUAUCACAUAUGAGGAAUUAAGGAAUAAGAACAGAGAGUCAUAUGAAGUAACUUUAACACUAAAGACGGACCCCUCAGUCAGGCCUAUGCCAAAAAAGAAGUAAAAGUAAACAAAUACGGAGAUACAUGGGAUGAGUGAAAAAUUACAUCUUUGGAUCUGCUGAAGGAGAUCAAUAUACAGCUUCAUCUAGGUGGUCAUGAAUACCUGCAUGCCUUGAGCUCAGCAGCAGUCAUCAUAAACACAUUUAAAACUAAAUCCCGGGUUUUUGUGGUUUGACUUACAUUUUUAAAAACAGAGAUUUCAGUGUUUAAAUUGUAUAAAUGUAUUGACUUUGGGGAACUCUGAAUGAUGGUA
Messenger RNA from Dipodomys spectabilis (banner-tailed kangaroo rat), 977 nucleotides. RefSeq names its product OCIA domain-containing protein 1-like. The coding region runs from base 34 to 726 and encodes 230 amino acids. Gene Ontology annotation, cellular component: endosome. The record is from RefSeq and is a predicted model, not a curated record. The transcript has a single exon. NCBI's taxonomy places the organism in Eukaryota, Metazoa, Chordata, Mammalia, Rodentia, Heteromyidae.